CCACAUAGUUCGAUCAAAUACUUCAAAUAAUCACUUCCAUUCAAAAUGUCGUUCCAGUUACGGUCACAAAUAUAUUAUGAAUAAUAAUAACAAAGAAUCGAAUUGCUGUCUUGGAAUUUGUAUUAAAACGUUUAGAUGAACUCUUUUGUCAGCACGAUUAUGUCAGGGGUUUGGGGCAUGCUCCUGCGAAACAUUUUGAAAACGACAUUCUAAAAUGCAAAUUUUCCGUUUUCUAUAAUUAAUUAAUUUUAAAUGUUUAGUAAAUACCAAUAUUUUAAACUUGUAAAGCUAACAUAUAUAUAUGUAUCCGCUUGUAAAAUGUCAGGAGAGGUCUUAAUAUCGGCUAUGCCUGUGGACCAAUUAAAUUUUUUUUAAAUUAGGUCUAUUUUUUUUUAUUAUUAUUUUUUUUUUUUUUUUUUUUUUUUUUUUUUUAAAUAAUAUUCUGUUAUUCAUAUUCUUAAAGUUCAGUUAAGUGUACUCCAUAAUGAUUUUGUUGGUGCGUACAUUCCCCGUGUCGUUUAAGACGCACCACAGAUAUAUAGCACAGCAGAUUUUCGUUAUUUUCCACGACCAGUUUUAUACCCAGACUAUCCCUUUAAAUGACAUUUUUGCAAACUUUCUACAGGUGUUAGUAUUAACGCAACAGAAGAAUUAGAGCCUGUACGUUAUUGGGUCUUCUCAACGUGGAAGGCAAAAAAUCACUGAAGCCGAUUAUUAACUACUCAGUGCGCAAGAAUUUUGCUUCAAUGAUUUCUAUCAAACCCGCGGACCAGUCAAUCAUCCUGCGAAGGAAAAGCCCCCAUCUACCUGGCAGCCCAUGCUUAGCCGAGAGAGAGAAAGUGUAAAAACGUUUGCUGUUUAUUUAACGUUGGGGCACCGCCGCGGCUUAUCUAUCGAAACAGGCCCCAUGUUUUUCUUGCUUAAUGCGGCGCGUUUGAGAAGAUAUUUAUCCAUUCAUCGGAAUACGAAACUGUCGGCUAACUUGAAAGGGUUGACCGCAACCCUCCUUCUUGCUCGCGCCCCCGCCCCCACUUGGCAAGCAGGAGAAGAAAAUAAGGGGAGAAAAUCUAUUAUUAGACAACAAUGAACCAAUGAGGAUUCUUGUGCCCGCCAGUUGAGUUGUGGUCUACAUCAAUUUGAUAUCGGAAGUUUUCGAGAUUGAGAAACAGAGAGAGAGAAAGGGAGACAAGCGCACACUCGUGAGGAUGCGAGAGUUCUUAAUUUAGCGACAGACCUCUCGAAUACUCUCGCGUGUGAUGAACCAUAACAAUCUUUGACAGAUCUUGAAGGACUGAGGAAACCACCGGACAACUAUGGACUAGGGAAACUCCGGACAGCAAUGUUUAAUAAUAACAUGUGUGGAGAAAACCUUGGCGACUAUUUCUUGAAAGUACUUUAACGGCGCAACAACCCUUAUAAAGUUGUUCGUCUGCUGGUUUUAAAGUUGUUUUAGAAAAACAAAUUUACCCCCUCUCUGUCUCUUUUAUCUCGCCCCCCCGGGACGGAUCGGAUAGGGCGGGGCGUGGCGGACGGACCGGGCAGGGUUUCCUCCAUGGAUCGGAACUCCCAGGAUGCGUAGUGUUGUGUUUGGAGCCCUGUUAUACGUGUUGGCUGUUCUGCAUUCGUCCAGCGUCCGUUCGGACGUGAGUAGCUUCAAGUCAAACUGUUCGACAGAAGUACCAAAGAAUCAAAGUCACCUGAACUCGUUCCUGUGGACAAUCAACAGGGACCCGCCGUCGUAUCUGUUCGGCACGAUCCACGUUCCGUACACGCGCGUGUGGGACUUCAUUCCGGAGAACACUAGACAAGCGUUUCGUCAGAGCGAAAACAUCUUCUUCGAGUUGGACCUCACUGAUCCGCAGACGAUAUCCGCUCUCUCCAACUGCCAGCUCCUACCCCACGGCGAGAACCUGUCCAACGUCCUGCCAACGGACAUCUACCUGCGUCUGAAGCGGCACCUGGAGUAUGUCCGGGCCAACAUUCCGGACUGGAUGUCCGCGGACCAGAAAGGACGUGGGAUAUACGCCGACUACCUGUUCAACGCCAUCGCCGGGAACUGGGAGAGAAAGAGACCCGUCUGGGUCAUGUUAAUGAUGAAUUCGUUGACCGAAAGGGAUAUUCAGUCUCGUGGAAUUCCCGUGUUGGAUUUAUUCCUGGCACAGUCUGCGGAGCGGGUAGGGAAGGUUACGGGUGCGGUUGAGGUUGUAGAAGAACAGUGCGUACCUCUAAAUGAGCUCAAUUUUUCACAAGUUCUGUUCGCGCUGAACCAGACGCUGUUCCAACAUGAGAUUUACCGCCAGACGAAGGGGUCGCUCCCGUACACGACGGACGACCUCAUUGAGCACUACAACUGCGGUGACCUCAACUCCAUCAUCUACAACCACGACACGGCGCAGGUGCCCAGCCUGGUGAACUCGUCGCUGUCGCCGCACGACCUGCUGACGGCUCGGCGGAUCGACGAUUACUUCCGUGACGAGCUCAUCAACAAACGAAACGAGAGAAUGGCCGAGCGGGCCGUCCACCUGCUGAAGACGAACCCGAAGAAAACUUUCUUCUUCGCAUUUGGCGCAGGUCAUUUCCUGGGAAACAACUCCCUGAUUGACCGGUUGGUGGAAGCUGGCUUUGAUGUUAGCCACACAGCCCCGGACGCGGAAAUUCCUCAGCUACCAAUAUCGAACACUCAAAACUCAAGAAAGCCUCAUAGAACUUUCUUGUCUGACAUGUCAGCUGAUUUCCCCCUUCCAUCUGAUGUAAUAUAUGGUGAUAUUCGUUAUUUAUAUAAGAAAAAGAUUCGUCAUGAAAAGAAACGUAGAAAGGGGCACAAAAAGCAACUCCGGGCAGAACAGAGAAGAAAACAGUUGGACUCUUUGUGGAACAGUUUAGGCCCACACAGUGCGUAUCCUUGGAAAUUAGAAAAGAAGGGGAAAGGAAAACGCAAGAGAAAGAAGACAAAUGGCCGCAGGAAGACAUUCAAUGACUUGUGGGUCAGAAUGGAGGCUGAAAGGCCUAGUUUCCUGCAACAACAUUCUGAGAAUUCCAAAAGGGUGAAGCCCACUGCACGGCCCCCAGUCAGCAAGUAUUCCUUCGAUCACAGUGCUGGCAUCCACCAAAGACAGUCUCAAAUGAUGAACAUAGUGCUCUUUGUCCUCUGCAUCCUGAGGCUGGGAAUAUGAGAACCAAUCAAAUUUGUGCUCGAGUAUAUCAUGUGAUAACAAAUUCCAAUGACAGGACAGGACACAUAACUGUGUUGUGAUUGGUCAAGGUUUUAAAAAUAUGUGAUGGAGCUUUUCAUUGGUCAAAAAAAAAUAUGUGAUGUUAAUUUGUGAUUAGUUAAGUUUUUGAUGGAUCUUGUGGAUCAAAGGUAUUUUAUUCUCAAAGAAUGAAUGGGAACAGAUGGUAUCAGUUGAAUUCCAGUGAACAAACAGUGAUGCUGUAUUUUACUGCACUGUUUUCAAAAGUGUAGAUAUGUUUCUAUAUGCUGUUGUGUUAAAAAGACAAUCAUACAUACAUACCUCGAUUCGAUCUAGUAAUCUUAGUUCUGUUUGCAUGAGGCAUUCCUGCUGAACCAGAUACCACAAAACAAUCUGCCUUUUAAAUUUAAAAACUUACGCAUGAAAACUUUAAAGCAGGAUCAGACAUGAAAAAUUAAACACAAGUUACAUGUAUCAGAGAUGUGAUGCCCAAUUAAAACUAAAAGCUGAAUAUGAUCUUACAAAAGCUGAAACCUGUGUACUACACCUUAAAUAAAGUUCAAUUAUUUCAGUAUUUCAGAACAAAUUCAAUCUACUUUGUGAAAAUUAUUUUACACACAAAAAAGUUGAAAUCGGAUAAAAAGCUGAAAAUCACAUCUCUAUUAAAAUAUAUUUGUACUCUAUGUUUAGGAUAAAUUUAAAACUUUAGUUAAGGUAUUACUCUAAGUUUAGGCUAAAUUUAAAACAAGAGUUAAGGUAGUACUUUAAGUUUAGGCUAAAUUUAAAACUUGAGCUUUAGUUAAGGUAUUACUUUAAGUUUAGGCUAAAUUUAAACCUCGAGUUUUAGUUAAGGUAUUACUUUAAGUUUAGGCUAAAUUUAAACCUUGAGUUUUAGUUAAGGUAGUACUUUAAGUUUUGGCUAAAUCCAAACCUUGAUUUUUAGUUAAGGUAAAUAAAAAAGAAUGGUGUUUUAUUGUGAAUCUACAAAACCCUCUUCAACUCCCAAAACAGGCUUUCUGUAUAAUCAUAUAUAUGUACUCUUAUAUUAAUUACAAACAGCAUUUAUAAAUUAUUUACAAUGUACUCAUUUAUAGAAUACCAAAGAGUUGCCAUUUCCAAAAUUUGGAAAUAUAUGUGAAAUAUGUUUACUUGUAUCCAGGUUGAAAUGAAAAAGAAAUGGUGGUCAUUACUGUAAAUUACAAAUGGAAAUGGACUGCUGGGUUAGAAAUUUCAGUCUAUCAAAAUGUUCCCAUCAUAAGCAUUGAUUAGUUAAAGGUUUUACUUGAAGUUAUGUAGACGCAUUGACAUUAAUACUUUCAACUGAAGUUAUGUAGACACACUGACAUUCAAUACUGUCAACUGAAGUUAAGUAGACACACAGACAUUCAAUACUGUCAACUGAAGUUAUGUAGACACACUGACAUUAAUACUAUCAACUGAAGUUAUGUAGACACACUGACAUUAAUACUGUCAACUGAA
Messenger RNA from Gigantopelta aegis, 4670 nucleotides. RefSeq names its product metalloprotease TIKI1-like. Gene Ontology annotation, biological process: negative regulation of Wnt signaling pathway. Lineage: Eukaryota; Metazoa; Mollusca; Gastropoda; Neomphalida; Peltospiridae. The record is from RefSeq and is a predicted model, not a curated record. The coding region runs from base 1572 to 3173 and encodes 533 amino acids. The transcript is spliced from 8 exons. Gene Ontology annotation, molecular function: metalloendopeptidase activity. Gene Ontology annotation, cellular component: membrane.